GCGAGAAAUAACCAACUUCCGUUCUAUUUCUCACACGUGAAAUUUUGUGUGUUGAUCGAAAUAAAAGCAUCUACAAGACUGAAACUAUAAUCAUGGCGUCCUUUACAAAGGCAAACAAGUCAAUGCGUCGGACAUACAAAGAAAGGAGUCAGCUUGAAUCCAGAGCAAAAUUAGGCAUGUUGGAGAAGAAAAAGGAUUACAAAGAAAGAGCAGAUGAUUUCCAGAGAAAACAGAGGACACUAAAAGCUCUAAAACGCAAGGCUGAGGACAGAAAUCCAGAUGAGUUCUACUUCAACAUGGUGAAAACUCAGAAAGUGGAUGGAGUUCAUCAGCGGCGAGAAAGUUCGGAGCCAAUGCACACUGAGGACCAGCUGAAGCUGAUGGAGACGCAGGACCUGAGAUACGUCAACUUUAAACGAUUCACUGAGAAAAAGAAAGUUGAGAAGCUGAAAUCUUCACUGCAUCUGAUAGACAGCGACAGCAAACCAAAAAAUAAGCACAUUGUCUUUGUAGACAGCAAGAAGGAAGCCAAGAACUUUGAUCCUGCCAAACAUUUUGACACCCAUCCAGCGUUUGUGAACAGAGCCUACAACCGCCCUACUCGCAGCAUGCUGGAGUCUCUGGACUUGAGUAAGAUGCUGGAUGAGGAGACAUUGCAGGACAUCGCCGUGGCAACACACAAGCGCUACAGUGAACUGGGCAAGAGGAUAGAGAGAGAGAGGGACCUGAGUGUUGUCGCUGACAAGAUGGAGACCAAGAUCCAUCUGAUGGACAAGGAGGCCAGCAAGGAGAAGGUCAAGGACGAAACUAAGACCGCACCUGCCCAGUACCGAUGGAAGCCGGUCAGAAAGCGAUGAACUCCACAACUACUAAGAUUUUUGUACAGCUUGUAAAUAGUAAAUAAAUAUUUGCCCAUGUU
This is a messenger RNA of Haliotis rufescens (red abalone), 919 nucleotides long. Its product is annotated as probable U3 small nucleolar RNA-associated protein 11. Gene Ontology annotation, cellular component: nucleolus; small-subunit processome. NCBI's taxonomy places the organism in Eukaryota, Metazoa, Mollusca, Gastropoda, Lepetellida, Haliotidae. Gene Ontology annotation, biological process: rRNA processing. The record is from RefSeq and is a predicted model, not a curated record. Bases 93 to 857 code for a protein of 254 amino acids. The transcript is spliced from 8 exons.